AUGUCAAGACCACCGCGCCGAGGUAAGGGUAUAAAAGAUGAGAAUCAAGACGACGAAUUGGCGCAUGAACCCACGCGGCUUUUGACCUCUGUUUUGAAGACACUCGACUUGACUUUCGAAAGAGAUAUAGGCAUGUUGAAUGGGAAAAAUGUGCGUUCCUUGCCUGGGCUUCAACCUUUACAGAAUUUACAAGGACUUUUAGACAAGCUAGAAUCGACUUUAGAACGAAUUUCGGUCAGUGACAAAGCCACAAUUGAAACAAUAAAGAAAAUAUUGGAAACUAGUACGGCAGCUCCACCGCCUACGAAUCCAGCCCCAGAAGAAAUUGAACAGCUGGAUAGUCUCAAUGUGGCACCUCAAGCUUCUGAACCACCGGUUACCGAUGAAGAGGCAGACGCAGAACCUGUUAAACAGGCAAACCGUAAACGGUCGCUGAAAGUUGAAGACGAAGAAGAAGAAGAAGAAGAAGAAUUUGGGAACAAGAGAGUGGCCACCAAAGCUUUGGCACCCUCGGAAGAUGCGGAGAAAAAAACACAGAAACAGCUGGAUAGAAUAGAAAGUGAUCCCUCCGUCAAAAAUCCAAAAUCGGAGUUCGUCGUGUCCCAAACGCUUCCCGCCGCAGCUGUAACGCUGGGACUUUUCACCAACGAAGGCCUCGAGAGCACGGGUGAGAGCUCCUUGAAGAAGAAGUACGGUGUGUCAAGUUACCCUACAAGCGAUCUGAAGGACCUUCUGCCCGGGGUGAUUCCAGACAUGGAUUUUUCCAGACCUAAACCAGCCAACCAGAUUCAGUUCACCACUUUUCUAACGUCUGUCGACAACUUCUUUCGCGACUUGUCCGAGGACGACAUCAAAUUUUUGAGAAACAAAUACAUUAUACCGCCCAACGUUAAGGUGGAAAGAUCUUACGAUCCAGAAGUCACGCCAUAUGUCAUUCCCAAGCUAGGGCCACUUUACACAGAUGUUUGGGCUAAAGAGGACAACAACGAAAACAUUGCUAAUCUUUCACCACCUCCCCUACACGACCCAACCAGCAUUCUUCCAAAAAAAUCAAGUAGGGAGCUUAGUGACGAGACCUUAGAUACGGAAGAUAUUUCAUGUGGUCCACUAGUUUCCAGAUUGCUGUCAGCAAUUUUGAAGGACGACACAAAAGAUGCCAAUGCGACGGACAGCACGGCUGAUGAAGACGUCAAGACCGGUACGCCGAACAUAGGCAACGCCACUCUCACUCCCUCAAGUGAGCUGGACGAUGAUCGGCUCGUUAAAAGUUCGUCUACGAGUGCCCUUCCCCAGCAGCUAGGCUGGAAAGUUAAUAGCGUCAACCUCGAUUAUCCUACUUUUGAAGAGCGUCUGAAACGAGAGCUCAAAUACGUUGGCAUUUACAUGAACUUGCCCAAGAGUGAGGAUAGCAAUUACGCUGAAGAUCCGGACUGGCUAUCAGGACGAGAGGAUGAUGAAAUCAGUUCAGAACUGCGAGAACUGCAGAACGAACUAAAACAGGUGACAAAAAUUAAUACUAAAAGGAAAGCGACAUUAGUGCCUCUGGUAGAGCGUCGAUUGGCUUGGCAAGAAUAUGCGUCAAUACUCGACGAUCUAGACAAGCAAACCGACCAGGCUUACGUGAAAAGGAUUCGAGCCCCAAAGAACAAAAAGAAGAAGCAACAGGCUGUCUCAUCAGGCGCAAGUUCCACAUCUCAAGCUGCGAUACAAGCAGCACAUCAGCAAGCCGCCAAUUCGAGUUUAAAGUCUCUUUUGGAUAAAAGAAGACGGUGGGUUACAAAGAUUGGACCUCUAUUCGAUAGACCAGAGAUAAUGAAGCGCAUACCCAAAGAAAGUGUUUUUAGAGACAUGGAUCAGGAAGAAGAGGAAGACGACGGCGAUGUUUUCGGAAGCAAUGGCAAUAAUAAGGAUGAUGAAUUGACUGAUAGUUUACAAAAUAAAGACGAAUGA
This is a messenger RNA of Lachancea meyersii CBS 8951, 1950 nucleotides long. The record is from the annotation of a GenBank genome assembly. Lineage: Eukaryota; Fungi; Ascomycota; Saccharomycetes; Saccharomycetales; Saccharomycetaceae.